AUGUCAUCUGAUGUGAUCGUUUGUAGUGAAACAAGUUGUUCCAAGCAUCACCGUUUGUAUGAAAAAGAAAAAAACGAUUUACCGAAAGAACUGCGUCGACAAGUUCAACAACGAUUCGUCCUUUACAAUAGACUGAUCGAUGAAACAAAACUAGAUGAACAAGAAAAACGGGAUAUUGAAAUAGCAUGUACAGAAAUCCAACGCACAUAUAAACAACGUCGACGUGAUCAUCUUCAAUUACACUCAGAAGGAGCAUCGCUCUUAGAAUCCUCGUCGACUACACAAGAUCUCCAAGCAUAUUUAGAUAAAUUACACGUAGCUAUUGAACGUGAACAACAGCGAGAACGUGUCUACGCCAAUUCAGAUGCACCAACGAAUAUUAAAGUUGAACCAGACGAAUUCAUGGAUAGUGAGAAUAUUCAUUCUAACCAUAUUAUUCCUAUUUCAUUAUCGAAGAGUGGAAGUCUAUCGACGGAAAACAAAGACAAUAAAUCUGACGAUUUAUCCGGCGAAGAAGCUGGACGAAGCGAGAUAAAUUCCAGUGAUAUUGACGAUGCUGAUUCGGAAAAUGAUGAUCAUCGUGCAAAUUCAUCGAAUCGUCGAUCAUUUUCAUCGGCAAAUUUGAAUCAAUCCGUGACGAUUUAUCGUGGAGCUUGUCCAUUGACACGUGUCGGUCUGUUUGGCAUUCUUCCAAUUCACAACAUUCGAUUAUGCGAAGGAAAACCAAGUUGUCUCUAUAAUCAUCUACAAAGUUUUCAUCAUAUGACAGCUCGAAGUGCGUACAAAGUUUGCAAAGCCGUUUUGAAGCAACGUGAUCCUGUCGUAACCGUCCUGUUCAGUUCGCAAGAUGUUUUAUACAACAAGAAUUUUCACAUUGCUUGUCCGUUCAAUCAAGAUUCGAGAAAUCUGUUCGAUUGUCAACCGAAAUAUAUCGUGAAAGCACCAUGCUCGUCGAUUAUCUCACGUUUAGAUAUGCCACGACACUUACGUGACGUUCACCAUGUCUAUCGAGCAAGCGCGUUGAAGAUUGUUGCUGAAAUGCGACGCUGUGCAAAGAAUUCAAGUAAAAAUCAUCCUAUCCAGUUGAAUCGGAAUCUGUUUGCAAAAGAUGAAAAUAUCAUUGAACUAAUUAACGAUAAAUCUAAUUCACGAGUUUCUAAACAAGCAAAACGACACAACUUUGUUUACGUAUUCAGUGAUGAUAUGAAAUAUUGUUCGUCAUUUGACAAUUUGUCUAAUGAGUUACUGUUGGAAAUAUUUGAUUAUUUGGACGUUUACGACCUUUUCCAAGGAUUCUUCGAUAUCAAUCAACGACUGAAUUGUUUGAUUACGGAUCGACGUCUUUGUUUUCAAGCAAAUAUGUUUCAGCUCAGUUCGAAGCAGUUUUCUCUUUAUCAAAAUGUUAUCCUUCCAAAAAUUGGUCAAUAUAUCCGUUAUUUAUCGAUUUCGGACGAGUCGAAUCGUCUGCGAAUCGCUCUGCAAUCGCUUGUAUUCGUAAAUUUACAAUCAGUUCGAUUGUAUGAUGUUAAACUGAACGAAUUAAAACAAGUCUUGAAUACUUCCAAACUGAAAUCGAUCUCGAUUGAUACAAAUUAUAUUCAAAAUGAACAACAUUUGUAUGAAAUUUUCAGAAAUUUAUUACAAGAUCAAGAAGAUCUACGGUCGAUUGAAUGUGAUUUCCAUACGAACUUGUUCUUCAUCAAAGAAAAAUAUCGUCCAAGUCAAGUUAGAAGAAUUGUUAUCAAUUGUCCAUGUUUUUCAAGUGAUUUGAUUAUUCUGAUUUGUCAGUUACCGAAAUUACGUUAUCUAAAUGCGAAUAUCAACGACGAUAAACGAGAAGUUAUGGAUAAAGAUGUUGAUUAUCUAUCAGGAAAUGAAUCGCUUCGUUCAUUGACACUUCAAAUUGAAAAUGUUGAACUCGAUCGUCUAUUACUCAUCUUUUCCUUGACAAGCAACGUCCGAGUACUUGAAUUGAAUGAUAUGGAUUUCAGAUUUUUAUCUCUUCUUGCGUGUUACCUUCUCGGUUUGGCUUUCUUUCUCAAUGGAUUUCUAUUAACGCGCCGUGUUAUCUUGGAAAAUUCUACUGGUACAAUACCAUCAACAGUUCCGCUCGAGUUUAAACAAGUCGUUUUUAUUGUUAUUGAUGCACUUCGUUAUGAUUUUAUCAAGCCAACGAAAAAUCUCAAGAUAACAAAUUACCAAAAUCAAAUGCCGUUCAUUCGUGAACUACUCCAAACCCGACCACAACAAUCUGUUCUAUUGAAACUCUUAGCCGAUCCUCCAACCACUACACUUCAACGUUUAAAGGCUCUAACAACUGGAACAUUGCCAACAUUUAUCGACAUAUCUUACAAUUUCAUUGGAUACGAAAUCGAAGAGGAUAAUCUCUUAAAUCAGCUACAAACCAGUGUCUAUCAACGAAAUAUUUCCUUGUUAGGUGAUGAUACAUGGUUGGCACUUUAUCCGAACAUUCCAUUUAAACAUUUACAUGUUUAUCCAUCGUUUGAUGUGCAUGAUUUGGAUACAGUUGAUAAUGGUAUCCUUGAACAUCUAUGGAGAGUUCUCGAAGAUACUCGACAUGACGAAUAUUCGUUUGUGAUUGCACAUUUUCUCGGUGUGGAUCACUGUGGUCAUCGAUAUGGUCCGUUGCACGCCGAAAUGAAACGUAAACUAAAUCAAAUGGAUGAUGUGAUGCGAAAUUUAACGAGAAAACUAGAUGAGUUUGACUCACCGUCGCUUCUGAUGGUGAUCGGUGAUCAUGGAAUGACUCAACAAGGUGACCAUGGUGGUGAUGAGUUAAAUGAAAUCGAAACUGCCAUGUUUCUCUACACAACGAAAGCCAACUACUUUCCAUUAGUGAACACAAACGAACAAGUUGUGUCUCAGAUUGAUCUCGUUCCAACACUCUCGUGGUAUCUUCACAUAUUAGUACCAUUUUCGAAUGUGGGGAUGAUGAUUACAGAUCUGAUUCCAUUGGAACAACGUUUUCAAGCGAUGAAAUUAAAUUUUCAGCAAAUGGAUGCAUACUUAGCCGAGAUAUCUUUGACAUUACCAUUAUCCGAUGAUAUACAAAACUUACGGGCUAAUUUGCAUACGAUAUUCGUUAACAACAAAGAGCGAAAUGCGACUAUAGUUGAGAACUUAUUCAAUGAAUUUAAACAUAAACUACAAACACAUUUUCGUCGUCAAUGGUCAACAUUUAAUAUUCCUCGAAUUCUUACUGGAUUGUUCAUCAUGCUCAUUUCAUCGACAAUCUUGUUCUUCGUCUACUUCAACGUCUCAAAAUAUCUCAAUGAUUAUUCCAAUGUUAUCUUUUAUAUUUUGCUUGCAUUCAUGUACUUCGCCAUAUCAUUUUCGAAUAGUUUUAUAAUCAAUGAAGCAAUGUGUCUUUAUUUUCUAAUUCAAACAAUUGUUUUACUCUCAAAUCGACGAUUUUACGAAAAACUUCUCCUUUCACUUCUAUUAUUUCUUUCUCGAGCAUUUCUUAUCUGUCGUGAAGAACAACAACCCUAUUGUCUCGAUCCCGACUGGCUUCUGUCAAAAUCCUUGAAUACUUCCGAAUAUGUUCUUCCAUGUUUAUCUGCAAUUCUUUGGUUUAUUAUUCUUUACUUGACACCAAACUAUUCCCAUCUUUCAUAUUUAACCAUCGUUGCUUAUUGGUUCAACAUUCCACAUACAUUACCGAUAUUCUAUCUAAGUAUUCUCGUUCAGAUUUGUUUUGUGAUCUACAGACCAUCUCGUUUCGAUACUCUAAUUUAUUCAAUUCUAAUCUUUGUUGUUGGCUAUCGAUUUUCAUUCGUGAUAUUUCUGCAAUAUUUUCUCUAUAGAAUUCUUUUCGAGACAAGUGGUCAGUCUAUACCGUUAUUGUUUUCAUUACUAUCCGACUAUUUCUUUUAUGCAACUGGUCAUCAACCUGUGAUUUCGCAAAUCCGUUGGACAGCUGCAUUUCCAACGUUAAAUUCGCCGAUAAACGCUUAUCUUUCAUUAGUGAUGAAUUCGUUGAUUCUUCGUGGAAUUUUCGUUCUCAUUGAAACCUUUUCCGGUCAGAUAUUAAAUGUGAUAUUCAUUCGAAAAAUGCUCCGAAAAACCUCUGAUACGACUUUAUUAAAGCGUGUUUUGAUCGUUGAUUGUUGUAAAUUACUCACAACUUCAUCAACUAUGAUUCGAUUUAUUCUCAUUCAAAAUCGAGCAGGAAAAACACGAUUAGCAAAAUGGUUUAUGAACUUUCAUGAUGAUGAAAAACAAAAAUUGAUCGAAGAAGUUCAUGCUUUAGUCACUGUACGCGAUGCGAAACAUACAAACUUCGUCGAAUUCCGUAACUUUAAAAUAGUCUAUCGUCGUUAUGCUGGUUUAUAUUUUUGCAUCUGCGUGGAUGUGAAUGAUAAUAAUUUAGCUUAUUUAGAAGCAAUUCAUAAUUUUGUCGAGGUUCUUAAUGAGUUUUUCCAUAAUGUCUGCGAACUGGAUUUAGUCUUCAAUUUCUACAAAGUUUAUUCGGUCGUCGAUGAAAUGUUCCUCGCUGGAGAAAUCCGAGAAACUAGUCAAAUCAAAACGAUUUCAAACGGCACUUCUGCUAAUAACAAACCCAAUACGCUCGCGUAUUCCAUCGAUCCUAUCUGCAGUCAUUCCGCAUCAAACGCUUCACCAGAAAGAUUCUUCGAUCGAGAACAACAAAAACGAUGUAUACGUCCAAUGUUACAUGCAAUUUAUAAACAAGUGACGUCCACGAAGAAUCCUUCAGUUGAUGUAUUAUUGCAUAAUGUCGAUUCAGUGAUCAAGUCAACCAAUCCAUUACGAUUGCCUAGUCUAUGCGAAGCUGUUUUUGCUGAUUGUUCACCAUCGCCGGGAUUGUACGAUUAUUGUCGAAAUCAUUUCCAUCAAUUAGAUCAAAAUUUCGAACUUCGUACAAUCGAUGAGAAAGACGGAAAAGAAGAUCAACUGAUUGAGAAUUCAUCUACAAGGGAAAACGACUUAUUCAGUCAUAAAUCCACAACUCCAUACAAUCGAGGAGUUCUUGGUGGUACUUUUGAUAGAUUACACAAUGGCCACAAACUGUUACUAACCGAAAGUGCUCUUCUUUGCGAUGAGAAAAUCGUCGUUGGUGUUACUGAUGGAAUCAUGAUACAAAACAAAGUAUUAGGAGAAAUUAUCGAACCGGUUGCUAAACGUAUGUCGAACGUCAGUUCGUUUGUUUAUUUAAUUCGACCUAGUAUUCAUGUUCAUUGUGAACCAAUUGAAGAUCCGUGCGGACCAUCGGCAACUAUGCCAGAUUUGAAUUGUAUUAUCGUUACUGAAGAGACUCAACAAGGUGCUGCACAGGUGAAUAAAGAACGAGCGGAAAACAAACUUUCUCAAUUACCAGUACAUGUCGUAUCAAUGGUUCCAGCCGACGAAGAUAAUCUCGACGGUGACAUUAAAUUGAGCUCGACGUCACUUCGACGAGAAAUGCUUGGCACUCUCCUUCGACAACCUUUGAAAGCUAGUGAACCAAAUCGACCAUACAUUAUUGGACUUACUGGUGGCAUAGGAUCAGGAAAGUCAAGCAUUGCACGUCGCAUAGAAAAACUUGGUGCCGCUGUUGUUGAUUGUGAUAAAUUAGGUCAUGAAGCGUAUAAAGUCGAUACUGAUGCGUAUAGAAAAGUCAUCGAAACAUUUGGAAAUGACGUUAUCAAUCCUACUGACCGUUCCAUUGAUCGGAAAAUACUCGGCCAAAAAGUCUUUCAGUCGCCCGAUGAAAUGAAAAAACUAACCAACAUUGUUUGGCCUGCGAUAUUAAACUUAGCACAAGAACGUAUCGAACAAUUCUUUCAACAAGGUAAACGCAUCAUUGUACUUGAUGCAGCUGUGUUACUUGAAGCAAAGUGGACCGUUGCAGUCAAUGAAAUAUGGAUUGCAUCGAUUCCUCCAAAAGAGGCCAUUCGACGCGUUGUCGAAAGAGAUCAUUUAUCAGUCGAAGAAGUAAAACGCCGUUUGGACGCGCAAAUGUCGAAUGAAACUCGAUUACCAUAUGCUAAUGUUCUUCUUUGUACUUACUGGGCUGAGAGUAUUACCCAGAAACAAGUUGAACAUGCUUGGCAGUUACUUUUACAACGCAUUGACAAUGACGCGUCUUCCGUCUAA
Molecule: messenger RNA, 6117 nt
Organism: Adineta ricciae
Lineage: Eukaryota; Metazoa; Rotifera; Eurotatoria; Adinetida; Adinetidae
Source: the annotation of a GenBank genome assembly